AUGGAACCUAAAGAUAUAUUUGCUAAAGCUCAUAUAAAUACUUGCGCUAUUGAGUUAGAACACAAUAUUGAACCCUAUGCUAAAGCUUAUAUUGAUAAUAAUGUUGUAGGAUCAGAACACACCUUUGAAAAUUGUAUAGAUAAUAGCAUUGUGGAGCCAGGACAUACCUUCACAACUUUCGCUGAAGCAUGUGCAACAAUAGAAAAAUAUGCUGCACAAACAAAGACUGUUAUAAUUUUGGGUAAAACAACAAGAAAUUUAGAUAAUAGUGGUUAUCGGCAAGCUCUUUUUGUAUAUGAAAGGCAAGGAAAAUACAAUAGAACAAAUGAUGUAUAUAGGUCAAAGCGAACUGGGUGUCCUUUUGCAAUCAGUAUAAAUUAUCGUAAACAGUCCCAACAAUUUAUUAUAACUAAGUUUUCCUUGGUGCAUAAUCAUAAGCUUUGUUCAGAUGCUGUAAAAUUUAGCACUAUUGUGUGCAAACUUGAUAAGGAUGAUCUUGGCUUAAUAGAAAGCCUUCAUGAUAAUGGACUUAGGACAAAAGAUAUUUUUUCUGUACUAGCUUCAGUUAGCUCCAAAUAUAUUCACAAACCUAAUAUAUAUAAUGCUGUGAGCUGUCAGUAUCAGCACAAGCUUCAAGGUUUAAAUGAGAUUAAGAUGCUCUUUAAAACUCUAUAUAGUGAUGAAAAUAUCAUAGAAUAUGCUGCAUUAAAAGACGUAUAUGGUACUGAACGGGAUCAAGAUAGUGAAUUUGUUUAG
Messenger RNA from Cetraspora pellucida, 756 nucleotides. The record is from the annotation of a GenBank genome assembly. NCBI's taxonomy places the organism in Eukaryota, Fungi, Glomeromycota, Glomeromycetes, Diversisporales, Gigasporaceae.